Lachancea nothofagi CBS 11611 is the source of this 1611-nucleotide messenger RNA. The record is from the annotation of a GenBank genome assembly. NCBI's taxonomy places the organism in Eukaryota, Fungi, Ascomycota, Saccharomycetes, Saccharomycetales, Saccharomycetaceae.
AUGACGUCUGAAAGCUCCUCGAUGGUGGGUACGCUCGUUUCCAAGAGCAUUAUGGUCGGAACCAUGGCUAUGGACUGGUUUUUGCAGCUUUCUUUGGCGCAACAAGCAUCCAUCGUGAUAAUCGCUCCUUUCAUAUACGUGGCGGUAUGGCAGUUGUACUUUGCGAUGCGCAAAGACCGGGUGCCAAUGGUGUUCUACUGGGUUCCGUGGGUCGGUAGUGCGGUCGCUUACGGGAUGAGACCUUAUGAGUUUUUCGCCGAGUGUCAACAAAAGUACGGCGACGUGUUUUCUUUCAUGCUGCUGGGCCGCGUCAUGACCGUGUAUUUGGGACCCAAGGGUCAUGAGUUUGUGCUGAACGCUAAGCUUGCCGACGUUUCCGCUGAAGCCGCUUACACGCAUUUGACAACACCUGUCUUCGGCAAAGGUGUCAUCUACGACUGUCCUAACAAUAAGCUAAUGGAACAAAAAAAGUUUGUCAAGGGCGCUCUGAGCAAGGAAUCGUUCCGCUCAUACGUGCCUCAGAUCGCGGACGAAAUCUUCCAAUAUUUUCGCAACUCUAAAAACUUUGACAUGAAUUCCAAGAGUGAUGGUAGCAUCAAUGUCAUGGAGACUCAGCCCGAAUUGACCAUUUUCACCGCAUCCCGCUCUUUGCUAGGAAAAGAAAUGCGCGAGAUGUUGAACUCUGACUUCGCGUACCUAUACUCAGACCUGGAUAAGGGUUUCCAACCCAUCAACUUCGUAUUCUCCCACUUGCCAUUGGAACACUACCGCAAACGUGAUCAUGCACAAAGAACCAUCAGCAGUACUUACAUGAAAUUAAUCAAACAAAGAAGAGCUGACAAGGACAUCCAGGAUAGAGAUUUGAUUGAUUCCCUGUUGAAAAACUCUACUUACAAAGAUGGUACCUCAAUGACCGACCAAGAAAUCGCAAAUUUGUUGAUUGGUGUUCUCAUGGGUGGACAACAUACUUCUGCUGCCACAUCGGCUUGGUUGUUACUACACUUGGCUGAAAAACCAGACCUUCAAGAUGAAUUAUACCAGGAACAAAUGGAAAUUUUGAACAAUGGUAAAGAAGAAUUGACUUAUGACCUAUUACAGAAAAUGCCAUUGUUGAACCAAACUAUUAAGGAGACUUUGAGAUUGCAUCACCCAUUGCAUUCCCUAUUCCGCAAAGUCUCAAGAGAUUUAGCUGUCCCAAACACUCCCUAUGUGAUUCCAAAGGGUCACUACGUUCUCGUAUCACCAGGUUACUGUCAUUUGCAAGACGAGUUUUUCCCCAAGGCCAGUGUGUUUGAUCCUCAUAGGUGGGAUAACGAUUACCAAUCAUCUUACGCUACUGGUGAAGAAGUGGACUACGGGUUCGGAGCUAUCUCGAAGGGUGUCUCUUCUCCAUAUUUACCAUUUGGUGGUGGUAGACACAGAUGCAUUGGCGAACACUUUGCGUAUUGCCAAUUGGGUGUUAUCCUUUCGGUUUACGUCAGAACCAUGAAGUGGAAGUUUACCCCAAAGAUGAAUGGAGUUCCCAACCCAGAUUUUCAAAGUAUGGUUACUCUCCCACAAACACCUGCGGAAGUUCAAUGGGAAAAGAGAAACCCAGAACAGAAAGUAUGA